UGCGACCUGCAACUACCUGCCUGCAAGAGCUGUCGGAUCAACGACGUCGAGUGUACCUUCUGGGACGAUUCCCUACAGCAGGAGAUAUCCUGCGGUCACCUAUAUGCUCUCGGCCAGAAGAAACAACGUCUUGAGUCCGAGAUCCGGAAUCUCAGAGCCAGAUCUCGUGCCGUGCAGAAUGAUCCUGUCCUCAAUGUGCCUUCCCUACAAGUCACUGAGCAAAGCUAUCAUCUGACCAUCUCAAAUGAUGGCAUUCCGUCCCCUUCACCAACGGCAUAUCUAGGUCCCGGAAACCUGGCUCGCUUUCUGGAGCGUUUACUGAAGAACUCCGUUUACUGGCAUCUGGCCAGCCACCUGCCGAUUCCAGAACGUCUGCUGCGGGAUGAAUCCUCAACAUCAUUUGGACCCCAGAGUUUGACAACUCUGCCAUCGUUUCACGUUCUAUUGGACCAGCGCAAACUGGAGCUCCAGUCUCUCGUACCGCCUUCUACUCAGCGAGCAAUCAUAGAGCACUUUAUGAAAGUCGUGUCCGAGGAGUACCCUUUGCUCACCCGCGAGCUGCAGUCAGUUAUAGGGAUGCACGAGAACCCCUUGAGAUGGAGUAGCGCGAAUAAAGACCACCCCGGUGCCAUUGCGUUGAGUAUAGUGUUUGCUAUUUCCUCCACGCUGAUUACGCGGGAUCUGGACCCCACUUUAUCCGGCAUCUCAAUACGCUGCAUUAAUGAUGUACAAAAAAUUCCCCAAAACCUGAGACCACAAGAGACACAGGUGGCGACGAUAAGAUGGACAUGUACCGCUUUGUGUGCGCUUGCUCUCUGUGAAGCAAUAAAUCCGAGUUCGGGGCAGCUAUGGGAUCUGUUGGGAAGAGCCUGUUCAACGAUUGAAGACCUUCGUGAAGAAUACCAACUUCAAAACAUGGAAUUGGACGAUGCGUUUAUAAGGCUAGAGGGCUCCUUGCUGAAACUCGAGAGCUGUACUAUGACAUAUUUUCGACUCCAAUCUCCUUAUUGUGCGCUGCGUCUGAACUCGACAGUGGGGAUUUCAACAUCGUCCGGAAUGUUGUCGGACGACCUGAAUGUUUUGACCCAUCAACAAAAUAUUAUCGAGCACAUAACGCACUUCCCUUUGCAAUCAGAGGAUUUCUUCGAAAGUUUGAUUCCACUUCAUUUACAGGUGAGAUUAACAACUUCGGAUAUAAGCAUAUACUCAGCGACGCUAUACCUGGCUUUGCAUCCCAUCUUCACGACGUCGGAUAUUGUUGCAUGUUCUGCGUCUGCAAUUAUUGACCAUUUCGCCCGCCUGAACGAAGACAAGAAGAUCAUUAGCAUUUCUAUGGCUGCAUCACAAGUCCUUGAGGCUGGAUUGGUCUGGGCGACCUAUCUCAUGUGUCGGCACCAGACAGCGCAAGCUGGGUCGUUUUACGCAAUGGAACCACGCCUUGCGCUAGGCCCCAUCCUGAAAGUUUCUGCUCUUAUUUCUUCCUUCGUGGCGCGAUGGGAAAGUGGUGCGGUAUACGCCGAGGCAUGGGAAACAUUUGUGCAAUUGCUAUGGAACAUGGUUUGA
Messenger RNA from Exophiala aquamarina CBS 119918, 1563 nucleotides. RefSeq lists its product as uncharacterized. The transcript has 4 exons. NCBI's taxonomy places the organism in Eukaryota, Fungi, Ascomycota, Eurotiomycetes, Chaetothyriales, Herpotrichiellaceae. Bases 517 to 1563 code for a protein of 348 amino acids. The record is from RefSeq and is a predicted model, not a curated record.